Peronospora belbahrii is the source of this 1425-nucleotide messenger RNA. Lineage: Eukaryota; Oomycota; Peronosporomycetes; Peronosporales; Peronosporaceae. The record is from the annotation of a GenBank genome assembly.
AUGAUUUCUCCCUUUUUUCAAUUAGGAACCAAAAUUGAGUAUCAAAUAUGGAGACGUCGCCCAUCAUCAUCUUCUUCUUCAAAGCAGCAGCAGCAUAUUUGGUCUACUCGUGUACAUCGCGAGAUAGAAAAGUGCCGUAUACCAGGUGCACUUCCUUGUGGUGCUACAUUGCGACGCGCGUAUGUAUCACAAACCCGUGGAUUGUGCGAAGGCGAAUUCCAUUGUUUUGUCCCAUUUGUUGAUGGCUCGGACGCGCUUUUCUUGAUUCCGUUGACGCAUUUGGUCAUUCGUAUGCCUUUUCUUGAUGAUCAAGUAGCUGCAGGUCAAGUACAAUAUCCCUUUUUAGCUCCUGAAGUGGAAAUUCGUCAUGGUGCCAUGUAUUUACCACCUGGACUCCGGAAACGAAAGUUACCCAAAUCAGGCGAAAAAGAACCCAUUUUUAUACUCCAGUUACCUUUAUUAAACCAAUGGAGUCCAUCCACUACAUUGACAAUGCUAGUGCAUGAGUUCUUUCAGUUAGUACAGCAAGAUGACCCGGCGCCGACCAAAUUUCUUUCAACAGGAGGCAAGAAUUUGUGCGAGCAGAAUGGGUACAAAAAUGGACACUUGAGAAGAAAAAAGACCAUGAAAAUGCGCAAAAAAGACGUCCGUGGAGCAGUGUACCCAUGUCAAGAAAUCGACCCGACCACAUCCACGUUGAGACAGACGCCAAUGUUGUUACAGACAGGAAAAAUUGCUCUACUUCUACCAUCAAGGGAAGCAGCAGGUCAGAAAGAUGAUGACUAUGUGUAUGUUGGAGAUCUGAUUUUAUUGCAGGACAUUGUCCGCAUUACUCCACAGCGAGGCAAGUCGUUGACGUUAUUUUUUAAGGACACAUCAUUGCCGUGUCGAACAUUCUUGAGUCAAUACACGGACGAAAUUGUAAGGGAUCUACGCGUCAUGAUUGGAGAAGUGAACUCGAAUAAACGUGGACGGGGUCAAACUGGUUCUGGAGCUGCUGGAUUGGCGACGCAAUUGUUGCCGUUUUUGAGUGUGGAUCAAUCGGAAAAAGCUAAGGAAAUGUCAACUAAACUCAUUGGUAGACUUGGAAAAGUUGCUACGUCCGUCUCGCGCUUUCUGCGUGGUGAUGAGGACGAUGCAAUGGGGCAGCAACAGACGAAUCUUUUGGAUAAGGUAUUUGCUGAAAUUGACGAGCAGAAGGAAGCGUUUUACCGCACGCCGUCCAAAGCGAGGAUGACAGAGAUCACGCGGCGUUACCAGAACAUUGCAGAGAAAUACGCGUACCUCAAUAAUGAAGAAGGUCAUGUUGAACGCGCCAUUUCAGAGCUGCAGCUAUUCAUCGAGCAUCCUAAGGCACAACGCAUCCUUGUAGAAGCCUCUGUCUACGAGCAGUCCACAAGGGGUAUUCGUGUUGGUCCAGCAUAG